This is a messenger RNA of Scophthalmus maximus (turbot), 1457 nucleotides long. RefSeq names its product carboxypeptidase A1. Bases 92 to 1351 code for a protein of 419 amino acids. Gene Ontology annotation, biological process: proteolysis. Gene Ontology annotation, molecular function: zinc ion binding; metallocarboxypeptidase activity. Lineage: Eukaryota; Metazoa; Chordata; Actinopteri; Pleuronectiformes; Scophthalmidae. The transcript is spliced from 11 exons. The record is from RefSeq and is a predicted model, not a curated record.
CACGGGAGCGGCCCAGCUGUCCGCCGGCGAUUAUUAAGAGAGAAGGGAGGACCGCCGCCCGACACACUCGUCGCCCGGACAUACAGGCGGGAUGGGAGGCCUCUGGCUGGUGCUGGUGCUUGUGGCUGCGGCUGAAGCCGAGAGGGUUUUCACUGGAGAUCAGGUCAUAAGGGUCAAUGUGCAGUCGGAGGAAGAGAUCCAACUCCUGCGGGCCCUGGAGACCCAACAGGAGUGGGAGCUCGACUUCUGGCUCCACCCGGUCUCCACGGAGCUUCCCGUCGACAUCCGAGUGCCGCGCUCCAGUUUGGGCUCCGUGAGGGAGUUCCUCCGAGCCCACGACAUCGCCUUCACCGUCAUGAUUGACAACCUUCAGGAGGUUCUUGAUGAGGAGAAAGCUGAGAUGGAGGGGAACCAGAUGAUGGAGCGCAGCACCAGGAGCUUCAACUUUGGAGCCUAUCAUCCUCUUGAGACAAUCUACAGCUGGAUGGACACCCUGGUGGCUCAGCACCCUGACCUGGUCACCAAGCAGGAAAUUGGUAGAUCCUAUGAGAACAGGCCCAUGUAUGCGCUCAAGUUCAGCACUGGCGGCAACAAGCGUCCUGCCAUCUGGAUCGACACAGGGAUCCACUCCAGAGAGUGGGUGUCGCAGGCCACCGGAGUGUGGACGGCCAACAAGAUUGCCAGUGAUUACGGCACAGACGCCUCUCUGACCUCCCUUCUGAACACCAUGGAUAUCUACAUGCUGAUCCUGACCAACCCUGACGGCUACGCUUACACCCACACCAACGACCGCAUGUGGCGUAAGACUCGCUCCAGGACCUCGGGCUCUGUGUGCCGUGGAGUCGAUCCCAACAGGAACUGGGAUGCUGGCUUUGGCGGUCCCGGUGCCAGUAAGAACCCCUGCUCGGAUUCCUACCACGGCCCCUCGGCCCACUCCGAGAUCGAGGUGAAGAAUGUGGUGAACCUGAUCAAGAGCCACGGCAACUUCAAGUCCUUCAUCUCUGUCCACGCCUACUCCCAGCUGCUCAUGUACCCCUACGGUUACUCCUGCAGAAGCGUGCCCCAUCAGCCUGAACUGGACUCUGUUGGCAAAGCAGCAGUGCAGAAACUCACUUCUCUCUACGGCACCAGGUACAAAGUUGGAAGCAUCUGCAACAUCAUCUAUCAAGCCAGUGGUGGCAGCAUUGACUGGUCCUACAAUCUGGGCAUCAAAUACUCCUUUGCCUUCGAGCUCAGGGACACUGGUCGCUAUGGUUUCAUCCUGCCGGCCAAUCAGAUCAUCCCCACUGCCUCCGAGACCUGGCUGGCCCUGAAACACAUCAUGGAGCACGUCCGUGACCACCCUUAUUGAUGACUACUGUAUAACCACGGAUGGAGAAUCCACCAUUAUUCGUUAUUCUACACUGAUUAAUGAUAUCUGAUUUCAAGACUGACUGAAUAAAAUGACAUAUACAGUC